AGUAGUAACGAACGAACGAACGAACGAACGUUCACUCCCUCUCACAUACAAAGUACAAAAUGAGGAUCUCUUGUUUCCUUCUGAUUCUCAUACUGUUCUCCAGUUCCUAUGCUUACAAUGAUCUUGAUGUUCUGUUGAAGCUGAAAUCCGCCAUGAUCGGACCCAAAGGCUUUGGACUGGAGGACUGGAAGGAGAACAACUCGUUGACGCCCAAUGCACACUGCAGUUUUUCCGGAGUCACGUGCGACCAAGACUCACGUGUCGUCGCUCUCAAUGUGUUUUCUCAUCCCUUGUUUGGUACGGUUCCGCCGGAGAUAGGGCUGUUGGACAAGCUUGUGAACCUUACCAUCUCCAACGAUAACCUUACUGGGAAGCUUCCUGUAGAGGUGGCGAACCUGACGUCACUCAAGGUCCUCAAUAUCUCUUACAAUCUCUUCCAAGGAAACUUUCCCGGUGAAAUCACUCUUGGCAUGACGGAGCUUGAGGUCCUCGACGCCUACGACAACAACUUCGCCGGUUCUCUGCCGGUGGAGAUAACGAAACUGAAGAAUCUGAAACAUCUUCAUUUUGGAGGGAACUACUUUACCGGUGAAAUUCCGGAGAGUUAUUCUGAGAUACAGAGCUUGGAGUACCUAGGGUUGAAUGGUAUUGGACUAACCGGGAAAACGCCGUGGUUUUUGUCAAAGUUGAAGAAUCUCAGAGAAAUGUAUAUUGGGUACUUCAACUCAUACGUCGGAGGUAUUCCACCGGAGUUUGGAUCGAUGAGUGAACUCCGGCUUCUUGAUAUGGCAAGCUGUAACAUCACCGGUGAGAUUCCCACGAGUUUAAGUAAUUUGAAGAACUUGCACUCAUUGUUCCUUCAAUUGAACCGGCUUACGGGUUAUAUACCCCCUGAACUAUCCGGUCUAAUUAGUUUGAAAUCAUUCGAUGUCUCGAACAAUGAAUUGAUCGGAGAGAUACCGCAGAGCUUCUCUGCGUUGCAGAACAUUACGUUACUCAAUGUGUUUAGAAACCGCCUCUACGGUGCAAUCCCGGAUUUCGUCGGUGAUUUCCCGUUUCUUGAGACGCUUUAUGUUUGGGGAAACAACUUCACGUAUGAAUUGCCGCAGAAUCUCGGCCGGAAUGGUAAGUUGUUGUACGUCGACGUUUCGGAGAAUCACUUCACUGGACUCAUUCCUCGGGAUUUGUGUAAAGGAGGGAGGUUGAAGACGUUUAUUCUCAUGGACAAUUUCUUCUUUGGAACGCUUCCUGAGGAGCUAGGCGAGUGCAGGUCGCUGGAAAGAAUUCGCAUCUCGAAGAACCUUCUCAACGGCACCAUUCCUGCCGGGAUUUUCAGCUUGCCGGCAGUGCAGGUGAUCGAGAUGUAUGAUAAUUACUUCUCCGGCGAGCUCCCGUCUGAGGCAUCCGGUGAUGCGUUGGGAUUCUUGGACUUGUCUAACAAUUGGAUCAGCGGCAGCAUUCCUCCGGCAAUUGGGAAUCUGAAAAAUUUGCACAUAUUGUCCCUUGCAAUGAACAGAUUUAGAGGUGAAAUUCCACAUGAAAUCUUCGGUCUAGAGUCCCUCUCGAAGAUCAACAUAAGCGCAAACAACAUUAGCGGGAAAAUCCCUGAUUCAAUUUCUCGCUGCACAUCCCUUAACGCAAUUGAUUUGAGCCGAAACAAUCUUAGUGGGGAAAUUCCAAAUGGAAUCGCUAUGCUAACGGUUCUUGGCACUUUCAACAUUUCUCAGAAUAGAAUCACAGGCCACAUUCCCGCUGAAAUUCGAAACAUGACAAGCCUAGCAACUCUCGAUCUCUCCGACAAUAACUUCUACGGCAGAAUCCCGACCGGUGGGCAGUUUCAGGUGUUCAAGGACAAUGCAUUCGCCGGCAAUCCCAAUCUCUGUUCACCAGGAAAUGUUUCUUGCCGGUCUUUUGUUGAUUCUGCUCAAUCCUCUGGUCACGGCCAUAAGAAGUUCUUCUCUUCGUCCAAGCUUAUUCUCACAAUCAUUGUGUUCUUCACUGCUUUGCUGUUGAUAAUCGUCACCGUCUACAGAUUGAGAAAUAAGAAGCUCCAGAAAUCAAAGACUUGGAAGCUCACUGCAUUCCAUCGGCUUGAUUUCAAAGCAGAGGAUGUGCUGGAGUGUUUGAAAGAAGAAAACAUAAUAGGCAAAGGCGGUGCCGGGAUCGUUUAUCGCGGGUCCAUGCCGGAUGGUGUUGAUGUGGCGAUCAAGCGACUAGUGGGUUGUGGCAGUGGACACAGCGACCACGGUUUCUCGGCCGAAAUCCAAACAUUGGGCCGAAUCCGUCACCGGAAUAUUGUUAGACUGUUGGGUUACGUGUCGAACAAGGACACGAACUUCUUGUUGUACGAGUACAUGCCGAAUGGAAGCUUGGGAGAGAUGUUGCACGGAUCAAAAGGAGGCCAUUUGCAGUGGGAGACGAGGUAUAAGAUCGCGGUUGAGGCUGCGAAGGGCCUUUGUUACCUUCACCAUGACUGCUCGCCUUUGAUCAUACACAGAGAUGUAAAGUCCAAUAAUAUUCUUCUGGACUCGGACUUUGAGGCCCAUGUCGCUGAUUUUGGACUCGCUAAGUUCUUGCAGGAUGCCGGUGCAUCAGAGUGCAUGUCCUCCAUCGCUGGCUCGUAUGGCUACAUCGCACCAGAGUAUGCCUACACGUUAAAGGUGGACGAGAAAAGCGAUGUUUACAGCUUCGGCGUAGUGUUGCUGGAACUGAUAGCCGGGAGGAAGCCAGUGGGGGAGUUUGGGGAUGGAGUUGACAUAGUGAGAUGGAUUAGGAAAACUACAUCAGAGAUUUCUCAGUUGCCUGAUGCUGCUGCUUCAGUUCUAGCAGUGGUGGACCAAAGGCUUAGUGCUUCAGUGCUUGCAGUGGUGGACCAAAGGCUUAGUGGGUACCCGCUAUCAGAGGUCAUAAAUCUGUACAAGAUAGCCAUGUUGUGUGUUGCAGAUGAGGCAUCUCAUAGACCAACUAUGAGGGAGGUGGUGCAUUUGCUUACUAAUCCUCUCCAGUCUGCCCCAACCCUCGUCAACCUUUAGACUUGCAUUGCAUGGUAGAGUCAGGGACUUGUGCAAAUAACAAAAGCAUGUGAAAUUGUAAUAAUCUUGUGUUUAUUAGUUCUGAGAUUGGGAGAAAGCAUUAGCUAGGGACUGGGGUGGGUAUAGAAGAAAGGUUUCUGCAAUGGUUGGUUUCCAGUUUUUCUUUAUUUCCACUAUGUUGUUUGUUAAGCACAUUCUAGCCAUUCUGACUAGAUUUGAAGGUGUUUAUAUUUUCUUUUGUUUUGGUUUCAUUGUUCAACUGCGCAAGUGUAAAAAAGUUCUGAUAUUAUAAAAAUAGUAUAUUGCAGGA
Molecule: messenger RNA, 3342 nt
Organism: Tripterygium wilfordii
Lineage: Eukaryota; Viridiplantae; Streptophyta; Magnoliopsida; Celastrales; Celastraceae
Product: receptor protein kinase CLAVATA1-like
Exons: 2
Coding region: 60-3032 (990 amino acids)
Biological process (GO): protein phosphorylation
Molecular function (GO): protein kinase activity; receptor serine/threonine kinase binding; ATP binding
Source: RefSeq, a predicted model, not a curated record